GUUUAGUUUUAAACAAUCCUGAUUCAAUAUCUUGAUGAUCAUUAUGGCUGAAGCUAACUUUUCUUCCACAAAAGUCCAUGAAAGUGGAAGCUUUACUAGUUCAGUGAAAGUACAUAUUAAUCCUCACUUCAUGGCUGCUUCUGCUUCACAAAUCCCAUCCAUGCUUCAUUUUGCUGCUGAAUCUGACUGCGCUCUUAGCAAUAAACCUGCUGAAAACCAAAAACCUCUGAUCCUGCAGAACAGUGCUGCACUAGAAACUGGCACAAAUGUUGUUGAACAAUCUGGUUCAACGUCCAUGACCAAUUACUCUGAAACUCAUAUGAAUCAUGUUGGAUAUAUCCCAGUAAAUGGUGCUCCUCCCAAGACCCACAAUGCAGUGGCUACUUCCUUCACUGCUGGGAUGUGUGCUGAGAACGCCAAUGCUGUGUUAGGUAACCCUUACACAUAUUACGAUAGCACUCAGUGCCAAUAUGCUGAUAAAAAAGAUCCAUUUGGUCCUAGACUUGCAAUUUCAACCUCACCUUUGGUUUACUGCUCCAAAUCACUUGAGAAAUAUCCACAAAUUGUGCUUCCAAAUGCAAGACCAAUAGAAAAUUUAGGUGCCUGGGCUUUGAGUUCUCAGGAUCUUCAUACUUCCACUGAAUUUAAACAUUCCUCAACUAUAAAAGACGUUUCUAUGAACAAAAAGGGAGGUUCAUUCUAUGUAAACCCAAAUUUUGUCCCCAAGGCACAUAACUCAGCAAAUGACACAAGAAAUGACUCAACUCUUAAAUCAAGUAAUGAGACAGUCAUAAAUGUUGACAAGUCUCUUCCUGUGGUUGUAACACAACAAGGUGCUGGUAUUGCUCAUCCUUUCAGCAAACACCAUCUUCAUGAUUCAAUCAAUUCAUGUGCUUCAUUAGGAGAUGGAAUUAUGCCUAUGAAAAGUUGCACUCAACGGAAAAGAAAAGUUUUGGUAAACCCAAAGUUUUAUGAUGCUAAGAAAUUAAAACAGCCUGUCAAAGAAGUGACUAAUUUAAAUAUGCCUCCUCAACUUAAAUCUUGGGAUGAGGACAAUGGUAUGAAAGUUGUGAAUUGCACAGAAAAUACUUUUUCCACUGUCAGUAAAAUUGGUUCCUCACCUGCUUCAAAGAAUGACUGCCAAAUAACAACUGACAGAACUGUGAUGGAAUCCAAUAUGACCCGGGAAAAUGCUUCAAUUCUGAAGCCUAAAAAUACCUCAAGAAAUGAUGGCCCUGCAGCUCAAUUUUUUGUAAAUACCAAGAACAAACUUGUCAGAAAUGCUCACAGCGUGUCAGCUACACAUUUUGGUUCCAGUUCUACUUCAAGUGCUUCAGUCCAAAUUUCUUGCAAUAAGAAGAAAGAUACAUACUCAUUAAUUGACAAAGCAAAGCUGUUUAGUGUGUCAAGAACUAAACUUACCCAAAAAAACUUGGCUUCAGGAGCAGUUUCUCAAUCAUCCUCAAGAACUUAUCAGAGCUCUUCAUCAUCGAAUGAAUUAAACUGCUGCAAAAAAAUGUUUCCAGGAGUGGCUCCAGAACUCAGCCUAUCUACGGUCCCUAACUCCAUGAUCAAUCUCAGAUCCAAGUACAAGCUUAUACGCAAAUCCGUGGUUGCCCCUCGCAAUGUUCCUCAACAUUUCUGCAGGGUCAAUAGCUCAUUUCAUCAUGGGGAUUAUUCGUUGAACUGUGCUCGAAAAUUAGUAAGACGGAGCAUCGAUGUUGGCGUUAGAAAAUAUGGAAACGGCAGCAGAUAUCAAGGGAGCUUAACACAAAAUCCACACCGAUAUUUACCUGUUGACAAAUCAAAAAAUAUGAGCAAGAAAAGCGAUCGUUUCAUUAGAAUUGGAGAGUCCAUGUACAAGUCGACAUCCACAUCGUUGAAGAAACAAGUGGUCAAUAUAAAUCACAGUGCUGCAGGUAAAACUGGAGUAGUGAAGACAUUACAAGCCUCUAAAAGUGACUCCAGUCGUCCCAACUUGCCCCAGCUACCUGGUGCAGGGCAGCCAGCAUGCAGAUCUUAUCUCAACAACAGAUUUGGCCAAUCUGCUUAUACUGUUGUCAAUGCCAGCAGAUAUUUGAACAGGUCCUUUUAUUCUAUGAGACGACCUUUCAAUCCCUCUAUUGCUAAUAGGAAUGCACUGAAGAAAACCAAUUUCAUACCAAAAACUAGAAACAAUGUUUUGGGAACAGACCAAUUCAGAAGAUCAUCAGCGCAGCGUUCCUUGACAAGCGAGGACAAGCAGGAGCAGGCGCUGGCCGCGCACGCCCUCAAGGCGCUGGCUCUGCAGCGUCACAUCACGGCGGCCAAACGACGCAGCGUCCUUGUACUGCGACGUCGAGUUCUUGCAUUGAGUUCUUCAUCUCCUUUGCAAGCAAAGAGAACAGAAGCUUCUUGUACUAAUUUAGAUACCACUGUAACGCCUUCCAAUCCUAGUUCAAGCUCUACAUCCUCAACAUCCUCGAGUGGCAGCAAGAAGUCACCAGGAGCCGUGACAUACUGCCGCUACUACCAUCGCUAUGGCCGGUGUUUCCGUGACAAGGCCUGUCCCUACGCACACAAUCCGAGCAGAGUCGCUAUAUGCACGCGGUACGUGUGCAAGCUACAGCACCUGCUGGAGUGCGCUGAGUACAAAGCUACGGGCCGCUGCCCGCGGGUCGCCUGCCCCUUGCCGCACCCCAAACACCGACGCCCCAACACAGGCCCCAACACAGGGCGUGUACGACCGCCCGUCAACCGCCGCCGACGGCUCUCAAGUACGGCCAGUACGGACGACCGACGGUACGUUUUGGGAGCCGUGGGUUCCUCUCAAACUUCCCCUAAUGACUCCAAGAUGAAGAAGAAAAAGAAGAAAGGAGCUGUUAAGACCACUGAACACUCGAGGUACUUCAACAGCGAUCGCAUAGCAAGUGACGUAGCUGCGAAAUCUUUGUCUCAGAUUCCAGGAGAGGUUGACAGUUUGUUGGACAAAAAACUUCGCGUAAUGAAACUCGUCGAGAAGAUGCAGUCGCGUACCCAGGAAAUGCGUGCAAGUUCUGGUAACUCGUCCGCUACGACGAGCGGCGUUACCGUGAGUACCGAAGCUCUCAACGCAGGAGAGGGUGGUGUCUAA
Messenger RNA from Hyalella azteca, 3112 nucleotides. RefSeq lists its product as uncharacterized. NCBI's taxonomy places the organism in Eukaryota, Metazoa, Arthropoda, Malacostraca, Amphipoda, Hyalellidae. Gene Ontology annotation, molecular function: metal ion binding. The transcript has 5 exons. The record is from RefSeq and is a predicted model, not a curated record. Bases 35 to 3112 code for a protein of 1025 amino acids.